Molecule: messenger RNA, 1872 nt
Organism: Aspergillus chevalieri
Lineage: Eukaryota; Fungi; Ascomycota; Eurotiomycetes; Eurotiales; Aspergillaceae
Gene: RRP9
Product: ribosomal RNA-processing protein RRP9
Exons: 2
Coding region: 1-1872 (623 amino acids)
Cellular component (GO): small-subunit processome
Molecular function (GO): protein binding; snoRNA binding
Source: RefSeq, a predicted model, not a curated record
AUGUCGUCGUUUUUCACAGUACCCGCUUCCCAGAAAAAGCGAAAGAGGGAGGACCGCGCCGCAGCUCCGGGCUCGAAGAAGCGAGGUGUUGAUGCAAAUGGCGAUUCGGGCGCCAAGGGUCGAGGCGCAAGGAAACAGAGAGAUGAAUCUGUCUCGGGGAGCGACAUUGACGAAGACGAAGCCAGCACAGCAUCAAGGUCCGAGGAUGAGAGUGGCUCGGACGACGAAGACGAGACGGCCGCCGAACGGAGGUUGAAGCUUGCGGAACGAUAUCUGGAAAAUGUCCGAGACGAAGUGGAUGAGGUGGGCUUCGACGCGGCCGAGAUUGACCGAGACUUGAUUGCGGAGAGGUUAAAAGAGGAUGUGGAUGAAUUCAAAGGACGGGGAUACCGUCAAAUUGCUUCGGAUUUGGCAUUUUCAUCAGCAUCCCACUCGUUAUUCCGUGCAGAUACCCAGUCGACUACCUCUAUUGCCGUCCAUGCGCCGUUUGUCUACACCGUUUCUAAAGAUAAGGCCUUGAUCAAAUGGGAACUCGCUAGCCCUGAAAAUCAUACACCCUCGUCGGAAAAUUCGAAACGACCCCCACGGCCGCAGCGAAAGAAGCCUAAGAAAGUGAAGUACGUCCGAGGUGUGCAAAAGGUGGAGGAGACUGGUGAAGAGCAUGGCCAUACGAAGAACAUUCUGUCGCUUGCUGUGUCGCCAUCUGGGAAGUUUCUGGCUACCGGUGGAGAGGACAAUAAGUUGAUCAUCUGGGACGCAGCGACAUUGACGCCAUUGAAGACCUUUACGCAACAUCGGGACACGGUUAGCGGACUUGCCUUUGCCCGGCACAUCUCUACCAUGAGCUCGGGUGAACAGUUGUUCUCUGGAUCGUAUGACCGUACGAUCAAGGUAUGGUCGGUGAGCAGUGCUGGGCAUGCUUAUGUGGAAACUCUCUUUGGACACCAAGACAAUGUCGCUUCGGUGGCGGCCAUGACUAUCGACCAAUGUGUCAGUGUCGGCGCCCGCGACCGCACUGCUCGACUGUGGAAGGUGGUGGAAGAAGCACAGCUCGUCUUCCGCGGUGGGGCUUCCAAGAAUGCAGCUUAUCACGAAAACAACCUGGACUGCAUUGCCCCUCUCCCACCUAACCACUUUGUCACUGGCUCCGACUCGGGCUCUUUGGCCCUGUGGUCCAUCCACAAGAAGAAGCCGCUACAUGUCAUCCCUCUCGCUCACGGCCUCGACCCUGUACCUCCCCUCGAAGAUCUCUCCUCCGAACUUGAUCAGCAAACAGCUGGGACUAAUUCCCGACACCUCCGCCCCAUGCCCCGCUGGAUCACCGCGCUCACUACUGUUCCUGGCACGGAUAUCGUCCUCAGCGGCAGCUGGGACGGUUGGAUCCGAGCAUGGAAAAUCUCCGAAGACAAGAAGGUCAUCCUCCCGCUGGGCACGGUAGGCGGUGGCGCCUCCUCGGAACCCGAUACCCCCUCUUUCCAACUGAAGCAGAACCUCGCAUUCGACGCUACGAAUGACGACGACAACAUGGCAAUUGACAACUUUCCUGUAUCGCAGUCGAGUGCUGCCAAGGAAGCCGAACCACUUAUCAAGGGCGUCAUAAACGACAUUGCCGUCUUCGAACGCCGGAACGAUACCGCCAGACCAGACCAACCUCUCGAGUCCAAGUCCAAGUCCAAGUCCAAGCCCAAGCCCAAGGAAUCCGAGACAAGAGGCUUGUGUGUUGUCGCUGCCGUCGGGAAAGAACACCGUCUUGGACGCUGGAAAUGCUACGCGAAUAGUUCUAACGCCGAUUCUAUUCCUGAAGGCCGGAAUGGCGCUGUGGUGUUUGAAGUUCCUUUCGCGUCUGACCAGACGAAGAAGGCUUCUUCGUAG